Molecule: messenger RNA, 1303 nt
Organism: Eptesicus fuscus (big brown bat)
Lineage: Eukaryota; Metazoa; Chordata; Mammalia; Chiroptera; Vespertilionidae
Product: POTE ankyrin domain family member B-like
Exons: 13
Coding region: 1-1257 (418 amino acids)
Molecular function (GO): protein binding
Source: RefSeq, a predicted model, not a curated record
AUGGCCACGCUUGCCAGGGGGAAGAAGAUCUGCCGUACCAGAGGGGCCAAGGUCUGCCCUGCCAGCUCGGACACGGUCUCCCGUGCCAGCGGGGCAAUGGUCACCCCUACCAGCGGGAAGAAGGUCCGCCGUACCAGGGGGGCCAAGGUCUACCCUGCCAGUGUGGCAGCCGAGGACUCCACUGGCAGCGGGGUCCAGUUCUUCCCUACCAGUGUGGCAGCCAAGGACACCCCUAUGAGCGAGGGGUACAGUAUCUUGAGACGCAGAAAGCCCUGCUUUCUAGACGAAAAUCUGUUUGAGAUCCACAGAGCUGCCAGAGAUGACAACCAGUGGAGAAUGGAGCUAAUCCUCCUUCUAGGGAUAAGUGACGUGGAUAAAAGAGAUAAGAUAAGCAGGACUGCCCUCCACGUGGCCUCUGCCUUUGGCCGCCCAAGGAUGGUGAGACUCCUGAUACAGAGAGGAUGCGAUAUUAACCUCGGUGACGUGGAGAAUAAGUCAGCUCUGAUCCAGGCUCUAUACCACCGGAAUGUGGCCUGUGCAAAUGCGUUGCUCGACUCUGGUGCGAAUCCAAAUAUAGUAGACAUCGACGGCAACACUGCUCUCCACCAUGCUGUCCGGGGUCACAAUCUAGCCAUAGUGAAAAGGCUGCUGUCGCGCAACGUAGAUAUUGAAGCGAGAAACAAGAGUGGCCUCACACCACUUGCACUUGCUAAUCUUGUAAACAAUGAGAAAAUGGUGGAAUUACUAAUAUCCAGAGGUGCAAACCAGGACGAGAUAAAAAGUAAGGAAGAACCAACUCCUGAAGAAAAGGUACCCCCAAAACCUGAAAGUUGCACUCCUGUAGUUACAGAGCAACAGGAAACUCGAAAACAAGCAUGGACUGAAACAAAAUCAAUGACAGUGGUUGAUAUAUCUGAUGAAGACACUUUAAGCAGCCAGCAAAAAAUAACCUCUGAAUAUAAAGAAGAAAAGGGACCCCAAAAAUCUGAAAGUCGCAUUCCUGUUGUAGAUCUACAGAAAAAUCGAAAAGAAGCAUGGACCAAAACAAACUCAGUGACAGUGAUUGAUGUCUCUAAAGAAGACUCUUUAAGCAGAAAGCAACAACUAACUUCUGACUAUAAAGAAGAAAAGGGACCCCAAAAAUCUGAAAGCUGCACUCCUGUUAUAGAUCUACAGAAAAUUCAAAAAGGACCAUGGACCGAAACAAACUCAAUGAUAGAGAUUGAUGUCUCUUCAGAAGACUCUUCAAGCAGGUAGGAUUUUAUGGAUUUCUAAAAAUGUUAUGGUAACUACCGGAAUGCAG